UCUGGCGCUUUUCUCAAAAUUUUUGCAAAAUAAAAAACAAUAAUUCUCGUCUGCUAAAACUUAUAUUUUCUGAAAAAGUCUAAUAUAAAAAUAGCAAUGUCGUCUGCGUGAAAAUCUUUCAAAGUAUUUUAAAUACCUUUUCUUUCGUUGUCUAAUUAACUUAUACCUUGGAUCAAGACAAAAAAUGUCUAAAGGUCUAGAAAUAAGUUUUGACGAGGAUUUCUUUAAAGAAAAUGACGAUGAAGAGGAAGAAGCUAUGAUAAUUAGUGGUACAAAAGAUAUCUAUGAGAAAGCAGAAGAGUUGCAUUCCUUUCUGAAAGCAUAUUUUGAUGGCACAAAAGAAGAUCUGACUAAAAGCAAUACACACUUUAGUUAUAUUUUGCAGGUACCUCAAAUGUUCUCAUCUUGUUUUAUGAUAGAUCCAUGCUUAAUAAAAGAUCAGAAUGAAAGAGAAGUGAUAUACAAAGAUCUAAAGACUGCUAAAAUCUGUUUGAAAAUUCUGCUUAUGUACUUGGAAUGCCCUCAAACUGUUGAUGCUACAAAAACAAUUAUUCCAACAUCAAUAUCUGUACUUCAUCAAGCUUACAAUCACUGUAAAGUAAGCGAAACCUUCUAUGGUGAACUCUUUGAAGAGUUUACUAAUGAAUUGGGAAGUUUUUAUAAAAAUAUACAAGAUGUACAGAAAGUUACAUUGGGAAGGUUAGACAUUUUACUCACCAACGAUUCUUAUGACAAAAAUGAUAGUAACUCUAUCAUUUUAGUUUCUCGUGGUAUUGGACAAUUGUGUGAACUAUUAUCAACUAUUGACCAAAAUAUUUCUUUGAUUUUUUGGAAAGUUUUCUCAAAGCUUGUGUCAAAAUAUAAAGAUGUUGUUUUGGAGAAAAUAGAAGUAGAUGUUUUCCUAUUACCGCUAGUAUUUAACAUAGAAGAAAUUGUUUCUCGAUGCAUCGAUAGCAUUAAAUCAAAUGAAAAAAUCAUGGAAUCUGAAAUUAAACUCUGCAUUAUGGAACUGAGUUUACUGAAGAAAAUCAUACAAGUGUUCAGUGGGCAUAUAAAAGAGGAAAGCAUAAUACAUCUCAGAAAUCUUUCUUUACAUCUAUUUAACCUUUUACUAUUGACUCAUUCUUUUUCUGCUGCUGAAUCAAAAGAUUUAAACGUGAUAAGAAUAUUAUUGAAAACUGUUAAGCAUGCUAUCACACCCUUUUUCUCUGAUAGUAUGUUUUUUACAUCAGCAUUGCAUUCUAGUCAUAAAGAUAUAUCCCCUGAUUUACAAGUACCUUUAAUUUUACUGAAAUUGACUGCUUUAGAUUGUUUAAAAGUGUACCCAGAACAUUUUCAACUUUUUCAGAAGAAUGUAUUUCUUAUUGAAGUAUUUUCAACUCUUAAAGAGAACACUCCUGAUGAUGACCUCAAACUUAUAUAUUUAAAAAUUCCAUCCACUUUAAUGACAGAUUCCAGUAAAGAAACCCCAAAUUUAGUAACUUUAUACGAACACUGUUAUACCUGCUUAGCUGAAUAUACUAAACUGUUCUUAAAUUGUUCAGAUUCUUCCUUUUUGUUUGACAAAAAUUUAUUAUGCAUCUUUUCUUCAAGCUCUGACAUGGUUUCUCUGCUAAUAUCAGAUGUAUGGAUGUAUUAUUUACGAUCUCUUUCAAUCAAUGAUGUAUAUAAACACUGCAUCACUCUGGCAAAAAUCCUAAAAGAGGAACAAAAUUCAAGAAUCGAGCAAUUUUUUAUACGGAUAUUAAAAUUAUUACCAGAUGAUUUAAAGAUUCGAUUAUUUGAAGAAAAUGAAAAUAUACACAAUUUACUAGGUAUCAGUAGAAUUGUUUCCACUCUUAAUCUAACGCAGAUGGAAAAUUUAUCUCCCGUGACUGAUAUUUGCUCUGAAAGAAUAAUUCCUGUUGUAUGUAUAAAUUACUUUUUCGUUAUUUUUUUUUAUUGAAAC
Messenger RNA from Parasteatoda tepidariorum (common house spider), 1948 nucleotides. The record is from RefSeq and is a predicted model, not a curated record. Lineage: Eukaryota; Metazoa; Arthropoda; Arachnida; Araneae; Theridiidae.